CAAAAGAAAAUUGAAAGAUCAGAGAAACAAUUUAGAAUUAUGAGCUUGGAAGGGACACUUCGCAGAACCUUCGUGCUGUUUAGUUUACUUCGUUGUCUUCAACUCAACUAUUUGCUUGUUGCCGGCAUUCAACGCCAUCUCUCCACUAUUGACUCUCCAUCUUCUUCUUCAUUCUAUCAAUAUUUGAUCGGAGCAACCAAAGUAGCCCAUUUGAUUAUCUCCACUUUCAGAGUGGUAGGCUCCAGUAACAGACACACCCACCUUUUAUUUUCUUCUAAUCUCUCAAAAAGGCCAAGACUUUGAAGAAAGUUGAUCAAAUCCAAUCCAUUUUUGCUUCUGGGUCUGAGGGUCCUCAUAAAAUUACUGCUUUUGGCUGAGUUGUUGCCUUUGAGUUGAUCUUCUGCAGAUAAAUGCCCAAGAUGGGAGCCAUAGGUGUAAAGGUAGACCUUGAAUCGGAUGAGGAGAUCCCAUUUAGCUCAUCAGCGGCUACGAAUAAAGUAGAGGCCUUGGAUUUUGAGAUGGUUCAUUUGCCUUCGCGGCCAGUUAUGCCAAACUCAUGGAUUGCAAGACAUAUAGGGAUGAGAGCUGUGAGGAGUAUUUAUAUUGUCUUAUUAAAAGCAAAGAUCAACAUGUUGCUACCAUUCGGUCCACUGGCAAUUCUGCUACAUUACGUUACUGGAAAGCAUGGAUGGGUCUUUUUCUUCAGCUUAUUGGGCAUCAUACCUUUGGCAGAGCGUCUAGGAUAUGCGACUGAGCAACUCGCUUUCUACACAGGGCCAACAGUUGGGGGACUUUUAAAUGCCACAUUUGGAAAUGCAACAGAAAUGAUCAUAUCGAUUUAUGCAUUGAAGAAUGGAAUGAUUAGGGUUGUUCAACAAUCGUUGUUGGGGUCAAUCUUGUCAAACAUGCUCUUAGUUCUGGGUUGUGCCUUCUUCUCUGGUGGGAUCGUUCAUUACAAUAAAGUUCAGGUGUUCAACAAGUCGGCUGCCGUCGUGAAUUCUGGAUUGUUGUUGAUGGCUGUAAUGGGGAUAAUGUUUCCAGCUGUGCUUCAUUUUACACACACAGAGGUGCAUUUUGGGAAGUCAGAGUUGGCUCUUUCAAGAUUUAGUAGCUGUAUAAUGCUAGUGGCAUAUGCAAGCUACCUUUUCUUUCAACUUAGAAGUCAUCGUAGUCUUUAUAACCCCAUUAAUGAGGAAGGAGACAAUGAUGAAGAUUGUGAUGAGGAUGAGAUUCCUGAGAUAACUCACUGGGAAGCAAUUGGCUGGCUUUCUGUUUUAACUGUGUGGGUGUCCAUUUUGUCCGGAUACCUUGUCGAUGCCAUCCAGGGAGCAUCAGACUCUUUCAACAUUCCUGUGGCAUUUAUCAGUGUCAUUUUGCUCCCUAUUGUAGGAAAUGCUGCAGAGCAUGCAAGUGCUAUCAUGUUUGCCAUGAAGGAUAAGCUUGACAUUACACUUGGAGUUGCGAUUGGAUCAUCGACACAAAUAUCCAUGUUUGUGAUUCCCUUCUGUGUGGUUGUUGGUUGGAUCAUGGGAGAGCGAAUGGACUUGAAUUUUCAACUCUUUGAGACUGCUACACUCUUUAUCACCGUGCUUGUAGUGGCAUUUAUGUUGCAGGAAGGGACGUCAAACUACUUCAAAGGAUUGAUGCUUAUCCUGUGUUAUCUCAUAGUUGCAGCCAGUUUUUUUGUACAUGUAGAUCCUUCAAAUGAUGCUAACUAAACUAACAGUUGGAGUGGCCGCCGUGUAUUUGAAAAUCAAUGCAGUAUCUGCACGCAAAGGUGUGGUAGAAGUUAUAUAAUUAUAUUUGUGAAACUACUCUUCCACGAUUUCUCAAGCCUAUGAUGUUGGUUAGUUGCUUUAUUUUUUUGAUCAUGUAAUAGAAAAUCCAUAUGAUCUCCCAGUACCAAAAAGCUGGGAGAUUUCAUCUUUUGUAUCAUCGAGUUUGAUCCUCUUCACCUGUAAGCUUUCAUUCUCAAUUUUCACUUUUGCAAUGGUUUUCAACAAUGCCGCCUCCGGCUGUGAAUCAAAAUUUUGUUUUCUUGAUUUUAA
This is a messenger RNA of Rosa rugosa (rugosa rose), 2048 nucleotides long. RefSeq names its product vacuolar cation/proton exchanger 2-like. The record is from RefSeq and is a predicted model, not a curated record. Gene Ontology annotation, cellular component: plant-type vacuole membrane. The transcript is spliced from 13 exons. Gene Ontology annotation, biological process: intracellular calcium ion homeostasis; calcium ion transmembrane transport. Bases 411 to 1718 code for a protein of 435 amino acids. Lineage: Eukaryota; Viridiplantae; Streptophyta; Magnoliopsida; Rosales; Rosaceae. Gene Ontology annotation, molecular function: calcium:proton antiporter activity.